UUUCAUUCAGUUUUUGAAUCCAAGUUUUCACAUUUUCACACAAUGUCCACCAUCCACGUCACUUCCAAGGCCGAGUUCGACACUCACAUCAACGGCGACAAGCUCGUCAUUGUCGACUUUUACGCCACCUGGUGCGGCCCAUGCAAGAUGAUUGCCCCUCAAAUCGAGAAGCUCGCCGCCGAGAACACUGGCAUCACCUUCCUCAAGGUCGACGUCGACGAGCUUGAGGACGUCGCUGCUUCCUGCAGCAUUAGCGCUAUGCCCACCUUCCAGGCCUUCCGAAAGGGCUCCAAGGUCGGCGAGGUCAUUGGCGCCAACGUUAAGGCUGUUAUCGAGCUUCUUUCCAAGUAAAGCAAAAACACUUUUUUGCCUUUAUCAGUUUGUGUUUUUUUUUUGCACUGGUGUUGUUUUCGCGAUGACUGUCAUCCAUGCAGCCUUGUAAAGCAUUACAAAGUGCAAUCAGAUCUUGCGAGUUGUUGUAGCUGGUCUUGUCUGUUUGAAUUUCAAACGAACGGCG
Capsaspora owczarzaki ATCC 30864 is the source of this 517-nucleotide messenger RNA. RefSeq names its product thioredoxin. The record is from RefSeq and is a predicted model, not a curated record. The transcript has 3 exons. Lineage: Eukaryota; Filasterea; Ministeriida; Capsasporidae. Gene Ontology annotation, molecular function: protein-disulfide reductase activity. The coding region runs from base 43 to 351 and encodes 102 amino acids.